Messenger RNA from Glycine soja, 556 nucleotides. RefSeq lists its product as uncharacterized. The coding region runs from base 111 to 440 and encodes 109 amino acids. The transcript is spliced from 2 exons. NCBI's taxonomy places the organism in Eukaryota, Viridiplantae, Streptophyta, Magnoliopsida, Fabales, Fabaceae. The record is from RefSeq and is a predicted model, not a curated record.
UCCUUGUCGAUAAUCUCUUGUUUCUCUCAUAACCUUAGGGAGGACAAUCAAUCAAGAAGAGACCUUGCUUGGUUCGUUCUCCCACAUCUAAUAAUCUAAUAAAUUGAAACAUGGGCAACUGUGCUAGCUACCCCAAGACCAACGAAGGUGAGGCCCCAGUGCCUGUGCCGGUGCCAGAACCUGUCGCCGAGGAGGUCAAGGUUGAGCAGCAAGAGAACAAGGCUGAGGAAAAUGUCGUCGAGGCCAAGACAGAGGAAACCCCUGUCGCCUCUGCUGACAACUCUCUUGUCACCUUGCUCAAUGAGAAUGAAGAAAAGAAAGAAGAGCAAUUUGAGGCCAAGGAGGUGAAGGCUGAAGCCCCGAAAGAAGAGAAAGCCCAGGCAGAGGAUGCAAAGCCUGAAACCAAUGAAGAGAAACCCGCAGCCAAGGCUGAGAACUGAGAACGUGCAAACGUUGUUAGUUUAAACCUAAAAGGAUUGUGAUACUCCAAAUAUACAAAUGUGUUUCUUUUCCAUUUUGUGCUUAAAGAGGAUUCAUUAAAUCAAUUUAUUGUGGA